Lycium ferocissimum is the source of this 2479-nucleotide messenger RNA. RefSeq names its product ABC transporter G family member 15-like. Lineage: Eukaryota; Viridiplantae; Streptophyta; Magnoliopsida; Solanales; Solanaceae. The transcript is spliced from 9 exons. The record is from RefSeq and is a predicted model, not a curated record. Bases 202 to 2253 code for a protein of 683 amino acids. Gene Ontology annotation, cellular component: membrane. Gene Ontology annotation, molecular function: ABC-type transporter activity; ATP hydrolysis activity; ATP binding.
UAACUCCAAAAAAAACUUCAAUACAUAUACACACAUAGAUGCAAACAUGUUUGAGUUGCACUUUUUGGAAGUUUAUAAACUGAAAAAAAAUAUGUGCUGAUCAUUAGAGUCAUCAUUUCAUGACAAAGAAAUCUUGUCAUUAUAUAUAGUUUAAAGGGUACUUGUUUUUUCUUGUUGUUUUACAGAGUUCUUAAUUUGGAGAUGGAUGGAAUGGAGAUAGAGGUGACAAGUGGUGAUAUUGAGAAAGGGGUAUUGCAUAAUCAAGGAGUUGCAUACUUAGUAUGGGAAGAUCUAACAGUAAUGUUGCCAAAUUUUGGGCAUGGACCAACUAAGAAGUUGCUUCAAGGUCUAAGUGGUUAUGCUGAACCUGGUAGAAUUAUGGCUAUUAUGGGUCCUUCUGGUUCUGGAAAAUCCACACUUCUUGAUACUUUAGCAGGUAGGCUGUCGACAAAUGUGGUAAUGACUGGAAAUAUCCUUCUCAACGGGAAGAAGAGGAGGUUGGAUUAUGGCGUUGUUGCUUAUGUUACUCAAGAGGAUACGCUGUUGGGAACUCUAACACCAAGAGAAACAAUUACUUAUUCAGCCCAUCUUCGACUUCCAACUAGCAUGACGAAAGAAGAGGUAAACGACAUUGUGGAGGGGACAAUAAUGGAAAUGGGGCUAGGUGAUUGUGCCGAUCGGUUGGUAGGAAAUUGGCAAUUAAGAGGAAUAAGUGGUGGAGAGAAAAAGAGACUGGGCAUUGCGCUUGAAAUCCUUGUACGACCUCGUAUACUUUUUCUUGAUGAACCUACCACCGGUCUUGACAGUGCCUCAGCGUUCUUUGUUGUUCAAGCUCUUAAAAAUAUUUCACGUGAUGGAAGAACGGUUAUCUCGUCUAUUCAUCAGCCUAGUAGUGAAGUUUUUGCCUUGUUUGAUGACCUCUUUCUGUUGUCUGGUGGAGAGGCUGUAUAUUUUGGAGAAGCAAAAUUGGCAGUACAGUUCUUUGCUGAAUCGGGAUUUCCAUGUCCAAGUAGGAGAAAUCCAUCCGAUCAUUUCCUACGUUGUGUUAAUUCGGACUUUGACGUCGUCACAGCCACACUGAAAGGUUCACAAAGACUCCGGGAAACACAUAAAACUGACUAUUUAAUGAACAUGGCAACAGCAGAAAUAAAAGAAAUGCUUGCCAGCAAAUAUAAGCACUCAGCAUACGCAGCAAGGGCCAGGUCACGGAUGCGAGAACUCUUGGCCACUCAAGGAGUUGAGAUUGAAAUAGUAAAAGGAAGUCAAGCUGGUUGGGGAAAGCAACUUUCGACAUUGACACGGAGAUCAUUUGUAAACAUGUCGAGAGACAAGGGAUAUUAUUGGUCUCGCAUAGUAAUUUAUAUCAUUGUAGCUAUUGCAGUUGGUACCCUCUUCUAUGAUGUCGGCACCAGUUACACAGCAAUAUUGGCUCGGGGAGCUUGUGGUGGAUUUGUCACGGGCUACAUGACUUUCAUGUCCAUUGGAGGCUUUCCAUCCUUCAUAGAAGAAAUGAAGGUUUUUACGAAAGAAAGGCUGAACGGGCACUAUGGUGUUGGAGCAUUCGUUUUGGCAAACUUUCUCUCAUCAUUUCCAUUCUUAGUUGCAGUUUCACUCAUCACUGGGACCAUCACCUAUUACAUGGUGUUUCGGGCUAGAUUCUUCCGUUAUGUUUUUUUCUGCCUAAAUCUUUUCGGUUGUAUCGCUGUUGUUGAGAGCUGCAUGAUGAUUGUGGCUGCACUUGUUCCAAACUUCUUAAUGGGAAUCAUAACAGGAGCUGGUGUGCUUGGAAUCAUGAUGAUGACUGCUGGAUUUUUCCGUUUGCUGCCAGAUCUUCCCAAGCCAAUUUGGCGCUAUCCGAUUUCGUUUAUCGGUUAUGGGGCAUGGGGUUUACAGGGAUCAUAUAAGAAUGAUAUGAUUGGACUUGUAUUUGAUCCGCUAAUUCCUGGCGGAGAUAAACUAACAGGAGAAUAUGUCAUCACAAAUAUGUUCAAAUUGUCGUUGGAUCAUUCAAAGUGGUGGGAUUUACUUGCAUUAUACGCCCUCAUCGUGAUGUACAGGCUUCUAUUCUUUAUCAUUCUCAAGCUAAAAGAGAAAGCUACGCCAUUUUUCCGAUCAAUGUAUGCCAAGAGAACUAUGCAUCAACUCAAAAAGCGGCCGUCAUUCAGGAGGAAACCAUCUUUAUCACAUUCAAAAAGGCAACAUACUCUCAGGUCAUUGUCUUCUCAAGAGGGUCUUAGUUCUCCAAUCCCAUAGAACUAUAUUACAAAGAUGCUGUCAUCUGAUUACUGUUAAUAAUAUCUCAUUAGUUCAUAAGAUUAAACUUAAUUGUCCUUGAGGUUUCAUUUGUUGAACCAUGACAAUAAAUUUGCUUCCAUUAUAGAGCCAGACAAAUUGCUGUAUCAUCAUCAGAUAUAUAUACACACAAGAGAAGUGUCCCUUCUUUUGCUGUCACCUAAAUUGGAAUUACUAUUUCUUGAUA